Schistosoma margrebowiei is the source of this 486-nucleotide messenger RNA. The record is from the annotation of a GenBank genome assembly. Lineage: Eukaryota; Metazoa; Platyhelminthes; Trematoda; Strigeidida; Schistosomatidae.
AUGUAUCGUACAUUACUGUUUAUUGUCAGUUUCUUUACUUUUUCGUUAAUUAAUUUAUCAAACCAAGAUGUUGAAAAUUUGAGAUCCAAAAAAUUAUCCAUGGAAUAUUCACUUGAACAAACUAGAAAUCAAACUAUAGACGACGUGAAAUAUGCGAUAGACGCUUUAGAUGAAAUUGAGACAUUACAAAAUGAAUUCAAUAAAGAAAUAUCUGGUAAUAACAAAUCAAUUAAUAACUAUAUAGAAUGUUGUAGAAUAAAAGCGGAAGCAUUUUUUGGUGCUUCAUUAAUGACAAGAGUAACAAUACCGGAAAGUUUGAAAUUAAUCGACUGUUACAAUGAACAACAGUCAACGUAUAAACUUACAUAUGAAUUUCAAUUAAACAUUGCCAAUGAAAUUAAUAAACGUUUAUCAAAAUACGAAAAAUUGAUAAUGAAAAAAGAUGAUAUUGAAUUCAACUUCGAAAAUUCAGAACGUAUGCCUUAG